Beauveria bassiana ARSEF 2860 is the source of this 1833-nucleotide messenger RNA. RefSeq names its product DEAD/DEAH box helicase. Gene Ontology annotation, molecular function: nucleic acid binding; ATP binding. Bases 1 to 1833 code for a protein of 610 amino acids. The transcript has a single exon. The record is from RefSeq and is a predicted model, not a curated record. Lineage: Eukaryota; Fungi; Ascomycota; Sordariomycetes; Hypocreales; Cordycipitaceae.
AUGAAGCCCCUGCUUUCAAAAGCAGGCCUUUCCGCCGGCAGGGUAACUAUGCCUCUGCGGCCUGCGCUGCAGUCCUUACUGCAACCUCGCAAUGGCGUCCGCUUCGCCUCCACGCGCCGCGAUGCUCGCCCCUCGCGCAUGGUUCUGUCCGACAACGUCGGCCGGUCCCCCACCUCCGGCAAUGACGCCCGACGCAAGCGCCAGGCACCGGGACCCUUUGGCGCCAUGAACAAGCGAGUUGCCAACAUUGAUCCCAGACGACAGCCCCGCACGCCGGCCGACAAUAACAGCGGCCGCCGCCAGAUCGUCGACGACCGAAAGGCCCUCAAGAUGCAGCGCGCGCUCGCCCCUGUCUCGUGGGAGGCACGGACGGAAAACAAGGGGCGCAUGAAGGAUAUCGAAUCUUUUACCCAAUUUGGCUUGUUGCCCGCUGUGCAAAAGGCCGUCGACGAGGAGCUCUUCAAGGGCAUGACAGACAUUCGCCCUACGCCCGUCCAGCGCCUGGGCAUUCCCGCCAUUAUGGCGCGCGAUAAGCAACAACCCAACCCAACGGGGUACUCACGCAUCAACGAGCUGGGCAAGGUACCCGAGACGAGCAUAGGGUACAGAAUAGUACCCUCGAUUCUGCUCGCUGCCGAGACAGGAUCGGGCAAGACGCUGGCGUACCUACUGCCCGCCAUCAACGCCAUCAAGAUGGACGAGGCCAAAGACCCGGACAUUGUCAACUGGAACCAACGCCAUGCGGCCGAGAAGAAGCUUCAAGAGGAAAGUGGCGGAAAGUUGAAGCCUUUUGACGAACCCCAUCCCACCAUGGCCCGGCCCAAAGUCAUCAUACUGGUCCCCACUGCCGAGCUCUGCCAACAAGUUCUACGCGUCUCAAAGACCAUUUCCCAUACCGUCAAGUUCAAAACGGAGAUGCUCUCCUCUGAUCUCAAGCCCCAACAAAUUCAGCGCAACGUGUACUCGCCCAUGGGUGUCGACAUCCUCAUCGCCACACCCCACUUACUCCGCGCCAUGACCGACGCCGAUCCCAACAUUCUCUCCCGUGUCACUCAUCUCAUCGUCGACGAGGCCGACUCUCUCUUUGACCGAAGCUUUGCUCCCGUCACCAUGAGCAUUGUCGAUCGGGCCAACCCAUCCCUGAAGCAGUUCAUCUGCUGCUCGGCCACCAUUCCCAGGAAGCUUGACAACUAUCUCCACAUCAACUAUCCCCACAUGGUUCGCAUCGUGACGCCCAACCUGCACGCCAUUCCUCGCCGCGUGCAGCUCGGUGUCAUUGACGUCUCCCGUGAUCCGUACCGAAACAACAAGGACCUCGCCUGCGCUGAUACUAUCUUUACUAUUAGCCGUGAGGCCACCCAUCACGACGGCACGAACAAGGAUGAGGUCGACGUGCGCCGCAUCAUCGUUUUUGUCAACGAGCGCGAAAAGACGGAGGAGCUGGCCGAUUACCUGCGUUCCAAGGGCAUCGACGCCGAGGCCCUGCACCGUGACACACCCGAGAAGCGGCACGGUGAGGUUCUGAAUCUCUUUACCCAGCCCGGCCCUCUCCGCGUCGCCCGGCCUGACCCCGCCGUGCCUCGCGGCUGGCUCUCUUGCUCCAAGGUCCUCGUUGUUACGGACUUGGCCUCUCGGGGCAUCGAUACUGUCGCUACGCGUCACGUUAUUCUCUAUGACGUGCCGCAUACCACUAUUGACUUUAUCCACCGUUUGGGUCGUGCUGGCCGCAUGAACCGUCGUGGACGCGGCAUUGUUCUUGUAGGCAACAAUGAUCGUCGUGACAUCGUUGCCGAAGUCAGGAGAAGCAUGUUCCAGGGCCAGACGCUGAUAUGA